Messenger RNA from Sabethes cyaneus, 1377 nucleotides. It is a transcript of the gene bai, whose product is annotated as transmembrane emp24 domain-containing protein bai. The transcript is spliced from 5 exons. NCBI's taxonomy places the organism in Eukaryota, Metazoa, Arthropoda, Insecta, Diptera, Culicidae. Gene Ontology annotation, cellular component: endoplasmic reticulum; COPII-coated ER to Golgi transport vesicle; Golgi apparatus. Bases 167 to 784 code for a protein of 205 amino acids. Gene Ontology annotation, biological process: intracellular protein transport; endoplasmic reticulum to Golgi vesicle-mediated transport; Golgi organization. The record is from RefSeq and is a predicted model, not a curated record.
UCAAAAGGAAGGCGCUUCGAGCAAAAGUACGGACCCAUAUCGAAAGGAGAGAACUUUUUUCUUUCCAGGCUUCAAAUAAAAACAAAAUUUUGCAAAUUCCUCAUCGAUUCAGUUUCAGUUUUAGGCCGAGUAGUUUUAUUUAGUGUUAUUUAAGUUCGUAUAGAAAAUGAGUACGCUGCUAAGAACUGCUUUGUUGCUACUGUUUGGUGUGUUCCAAUCGCAAGCGAUUAUGUUCCAACUGCAGCCGAACCUGCAAAAGUGUCUCAAAGACGACAUGCAGGGAAACCAGAUCGUGGCCGGUGAAUACGAGGUGACCGGGGCGCCUGGUCAGAAAAUUAACUAUGUCGUACGGGACAGCAAGGGACACAUCAUGUCCCAGAAGGAGGACAUCAGCAAGGGCAAAUUUACCUUCACCUCCGAGCUGUACGAUACAUUUGAGAUUUGCUUCAUCUCAAACGUUUUACCAACGCACCGCGGUGUCGCUCAGGAUGUUUCGCUAGACAUCAAGAAGGGUAUCGAAACCAAGAGCUACGAAGGCAUUGGUGAAGCGGCAAAACUCAAACCGUUGGAGGUGGACCUGAAGCGUUUGGAGGAUCUCUCCGAUGCGAUCGUCCAGGACUUUGCGCUGAUGCGAAAGCGCGAAGAGGAGAUGCGCGAUACCAACGAGAGCACCAACAGUCGAGUGCUGUUCUUCAGUAUUUUCAGCAUGUGCUGCUUGCUCGGUUUGGCCACGUGGCAGGUGCUCUAUCUGAGAAGGUACUUCAUCGCCAAGAAGCUCAUCUAAGACCAACGCGCAGACAGGAGGGAGCACAGUGGCCGGUAGCAGGAAAGAACACCGCUCGACCGGCGGCGAGUCGAAUCGUAUGAGUAUGGAUCAACUGGACUACUUAGUGUGUAUACAAGAAGCUUGUGAGAUGAGAGUGUGAGAAUUGUGCGUUUUACUGAACGAAAAUACAGCGUGGAAGACCGCACGCCUGGGAGUCGCAGUCUAAAAAAUCAUCCUUCAAUUGGUUAGAAUAAUUGAACAAAACCACUCAUGAGUCUCACGUCGUCUGCCUUGCUUUUCGCAGAUCACUUUUCAAUUCAAUUGCGUUCGUAUUUUACUGGUUCAGUUUUUGGUUCUCAGAACUGCCGAAUGACUAGCAGUGCUACAUCUGAUACAUUUGUUCCUUUCCAUUUUCCUGAAACGAAUUUAGUUUUGGCAUGUUUUGUUCAAGUUACCUGAUUCCAGGUAGAGACGAAAGGACUUAAAAAUUCAUUAUCAUCAUUCAGUAUGCUCAAAUAUUUGAUUUUUUCUUGUUUUUGGGGUUGCAAUAAAGUAGCAUGUUUUAUAGAUAAUUUAGGUUUCAACAGAAUAGAUUCGAUAAACGUCAUUAU